GCAGAAUUUAUUCGCUGGGCAAAACCUACAUCUUUUCCAAUAUAUCCGAUUACGCAGUCUACAUGGUUUCUACCCCUCGAGGCCAAAGGCAUCCCCUGGUCUGCAACGGAUGCUCUUUGUGGCAUUCAAAAUGAUGUUGCUCAGCUCAUGAAAUUCCCUAGACGAAUUGAAGGGUCGAUAUGCGGCACCGGUUUACUACUGCGACGGCCAGCACCGGGCUGGCAGCGUCCGACGACCUGCACCGGUAUAGGAAAGCCGCGUCAUUGGAGCUUCCACACGGCCACAGGACGCUGCCCUCGGCCGAGGAGCAAGAUUUGUCUGAGCAAUGGUGCACAAUUUUUUACCGUUUCGUAUCCUCGACAGCACGCAAAUGCAAAUGCUGCCAAACUGGAGCCGAGUCUCGAAAGUAGCCAGCCCGUUUCCUCCAAGGAAAUAGACGCCAAGAAUGGGCUGCCGCUCCAUGAAGACUUGGAUAGGGAGAGGGAGAGGGAGAGGGGGAACACGCUUUCCAAGCAGGACCUUCUGGAUUUUGUGGGAACUUAUAACGACGACGACACGGCCGACUUUCAAAUGCGACUACUCAAGGAUCCGUACCUUCGGGGUUAUGCAGCCCCCAACGGGCCCGAUCUGUCAGUCUCAAGCAAAAAAGAAGACUCGCAGAUACCAUCGUUUGAGGAGGUGACCACGCCAAACAAGGAGGAGCGUACCUUGCUUUGGAAGCUCUGGCAAGCGAUUAUCAGAAGAAGACGUAACCCCCUCAAGGUUGAAGCACAGUACAUUUAUCACCUCUAUUGCCAGCUCCCAGAGCCUCGCAUGGCAUAUCUUCACUCAAAGCUUCGACAUGGGCUGCUGCGCUCCCUAUCUUAUGGAGAAAAACCAUCGGCCAAGGCUAUGCUUCGGUACUUCGCCGUCAUCGCUGAUGUUAAAGAAUGCGGCUAUGCAUUGUUGCCAGUGGAGUGGAAUAUGGCACUUCACCUCGCAACCAAACACUUGAGUGUCGUAACGGAAGCCCAAGUCGAGUCUGGGCUGAACAUUUGGCGAGAAAUGGAGCAUCAGGCAAACAUUGCUGCGAAUGGCAUGACAUUCAAUAUACUGUUUGAUAGCGCAACCAAGGCAGGGAACUUUGCCCUGGCUGAGAUGGUCUAUGCUGAGAUGGUCAAGCGAGGGCAUUCGUUCACGCGCUACCACCAUGUGUCCCUGAUAUUUUUCUUUGGACUCAAAAUGGAGAGCGACGGCGUAAGAGCCGCUUACAGAGAAAUGGUCACCGCUGGGGAGAUCAUCGACAAUGCUGUCCUCAACUGUGUCAUUGCUGCUUUUCUGAGAUGUGGCGAAGAAGUCGAGGCUUUAGAGCUUUACGAGCGCAUGAAGGCGUCCGUCGAAAAUGCCGUACACCUGCCAGCGCAAACGGACAUGACGCAAAAGGCCGUGACCCGAGUCAUGAUGAUGUUUGCGCGUGUGGCGAGGAGACAUCCUGCCAUGCGCAAAGAAAUGCAAGCCGCCGCUUCGCUGGCACCGGACUUGCGGACAUAUCGCAUUCUGAUUAGGCACUUUGCCAUCAAUGUCGGCAGGAUCGACAAAGUCGCAAAGUUUCUGAACGAGAUGAGGCACUUUCAGAUACCCGUUCACGGUGGCAUAUUUCUCUCGCUGUUCAAGGGAUUUGCUUUGCAUGGCGCCAAGGCAGGCUCAGACUGGAGCCCCCAAAGACUCUUCAGCGUAUGGGAAGCCUUCCUUCAGGCCAUCGAUGGCGGCGCGGAUGGCCUCUACGUCGACACUUGGCUCGCGCUUUGGAUACUUCGCGCCUUUGAGAAGUGCGGCCAGAGAGAAAUGAUCAUGGAUAUCUAUGAAGAUUUGAGGGACCGAUGGAAUCUGCCCCCAGAUAGGGCAGACUUUAUGUUGCGCUUUUUACAGGGCCAGAUGAAGCGGUUAGGUCUCAGGAUUGACGCGGGACCUGAGCCAGGUGAAGCAUUUCUGUCCCAAGAUUGACGCGAAACGGAACCUGAAUGAUGAACAGGUUUCAGACAAUCGGCGAGAUGGGCGAUAAUUGUACCAAUACAUGGGCGAUAGCGGUGAAUUUCUGUACAUAUACUGAUACCAUAGAGGAUAUAUGAGAUGUAUAACAAAGAAAAACUAUAUGUAAUAAAGA
Pyricularia oryzae 70-15 is the source of this 2143-nucleotide messenger RNA. RefSeq lists its product as uncharacterized. The record is from RefSeq and is a predicted model, not a curated record. Bases 148 to 1983 code for a protein of 611 amino acids. NCBI's taxonomy places the organism in Eukaryota, Fungi, Ascomycota, Sordariomycetes, Magnaporthales, Pyriculariaceae. Gene Ontology annotation, molecular function: protein binding. The transcript has a single exon.